AUGGAGCUUGGAGAUGAAACUGAUGUAUUUCAACUGAGACAUGUAAUGUCUGAAUCAAAGAAGACAGUGCAUUUGUAUUUAACGGUGGUAGGUGAAGAAGAUGAAGAACAAGCAGUGGUUAACAACCAGUUUAAUCCAACAAAAAGUAAUAGAGGUCGUAGAGAAAGCCAAUAUGAUGGAAACCUUUCAAGGGGAAGAGGGAAUGACACUUUUGUAUCAGAUAAUCAUAAAGAACCAAAAGUGGGCAUGACAGAAUUACAACGUGAAAAUUUGUUCAAGUUUGGAGAAGUUCCUAAAACUGGUGAUCGAAGAUGUGGGGAAAAAUCAAAUGAAGGGUGGUCGGGUGAUGAGUACACGCAACAAAAAACCGUUUUUAAUCCAUGGUAUUGUAUUCCUUCUAUACCUGAUUGUCCAAAACCUAGUCCUGAACCUGGACCAUUUCACUGUUUAUGUCCGAAUGAUAAAUUAAUUAUCAAUCAAACCUAUAACACCAAAAAAGAGCUAGCAUUUGUUGUUAAAUUCAUAGCUGUUAGAGAAAAGUUUCAGAUAAAGAUUGAGAAAUCUUCAAAAUGUUGGUACCAGGUUGUUUGUAUGCAAGAAAAUUAUCAUUGGCGUUUGUACGCAUGUGUCAUUAAAGGAACAUAA
This is a messenger RNA of Lactuca saligna, 645 nucleotides long. Lineage: Eukaryota; Viridiplantae; Streptophyta; Magnoliopsida; Asterales; Asteraceae. The record is from the annotation of a GenBank genome assembly.